UUUUCGAUGCCUGGCACAAUGAAAACUGUUCUAUUGCUAGUCGUUCUGCUCACUCUCGUAUACCUAGGCACUUCGACCGAGGCAAAGGUCAAUCUCAGCCAAUUGCAGAGUUGCCGGCGCAAAGUUCGAGCCAAUUGCAGACCGAAUGCCAAAAUAUGUGUACGCGUCGCACGUAGCAAUCUGUGUCAACUGAGGAGUUACGGCUGCAAGCAAAGGUUGGCCGAUUGCAGGGCAGCAGCCAACGACAAUAAUUCGCUGGCUACAGCAAUUUAUCAAAGAGUGAACAGAAAACUGUGCUCCGGCAACCGAAUCAAUCAAAGUUUGCCCUGUGCCAACACCAACACCAACACCAACAACAACAACAAUAACAACUGGAAUACUCCAAUAAUUUAUGCAUGAAAUGUGUGCAAGGGAAAAUUUCAUAUGCGCUUCGCAUUUGCAUGUGUGCGAGAAACGGUAAAGUUGAUUGACUCACAUCUUGAAUAAUUUAUGCCAUCAA
Drosophila navojoa is the source of this 499-nucleotide messenger RNA. RefSeq lists its product as uncharacterized. The record is from RefSeq and is a predicted model, not a curated record. Lineage: Eukaryota; Metazoa; Arthropoda; Insecta; Diptera; Drosophilidae.